Molecule: messenger RNA, 414 nt
Organism: Aspergillus puulaauensis
Lineage: Eukaryota; Fungi; Ascomycota; Eurotiomycetes; Eurotiales; Aspergillaceae
Exons: 1
Coding region: 1-414 (137 amino acids)
Source: RefSeq, a predicted model, not a curated record
AUGAACCAAUUGCCACUUUCUCCCCCCUCCGAACCGGUGUCCUCUCCCGAUAAUACACCGGCCCCGCUAGAGUCUCCUAUCCGCAAAACUCCAAUCCACGAUCUGCUCCCCGACAUUUGCGUACCGAGUGGGCCUUUACCGACAUAUCGAUACCACCCGGUAACAUGUGCUGCGAUUGAUCCUGAAGAUGUGCGGUCUGAGGUUCAGCAACUGUACAAGGAAUUCUCCAGCCCUGAGGCUGCAUCGAAGGCGCAGGAACAAGCUGCGCGAGAGCUGAAACAGAAAUUGGAGGACGCGGAGAAGAAGCGCGAAGAGGUGCAGAAAGCUAUGGACAAAAAGAUCAAGGAGCGGAAUACCGAGUUGAAGGUUCUUUCAAAAUACCAGGAUGGGAAAUCUUCGGCUCUUGCGACAUAG